Molecule: messenger RNA, 237 nt
Organism: Gongylonema pulchrum
Lineage: Eukaryota; Metazoa; Nematoda; Chromadorea; Rhabditida; Gongylonematidae
Source: the annotation of a GenBank genome assembly
AUGACUGGGCUGUGGUCAAGUUUCUUCGUAGUACUUGGUUUGGUCACUCUGACGCUGCUCUACAACGAAUAUUUGAUUUAUUACGUUGUAAUUUACGGGAUGUGCUCGUGGCCUGUACUUGCACCGGCACGCCAUCGGCUCACCAAAGUGCUCCUGCUGACCGAUACGCAUUUGCUCGGACCGUACCGUGGACAUUGGUUCGACAAAUUGAGAAGGUUCAGUUCGUUUCAAAUGUAA